AUGUCUGAAAACGGAGGGGACAACACUUCUGCUAACGCCACUGGCGGAGGAGACCAGCAACAAGGCGAGUACAUCAAGUUGAAGGUUGUCGGUCAAGUAAGUAUUUUUUGGUUUUCGAAAUUUUAGGUAGUAUGUUUUUUCCAAUGAAGCGAGAUUUUUAAUUUUUGUGGGUAAAUAGCUGCCGAAAAGAGAAUAAUUUGCUAAAUUCGUAACUUGUGGAAUACCUUUGAAUGGACGGGGACAUAAUUUUUUUGAUUUUGGAGUGUGUUUCCUGCAUGUUCUUUCUCUUUAUCUACAUAUUUUUACAUGUUUCCCAUUAUAGGAUGCCAAUGAAGUUCAUUUCCGUGUAAAGUUCGGAACCUCCAUGGGAAAGCUGAAGAAGAGUUACGCCGAGCGAACAGGAGUUCAGAUUGGAUCCCUCCGCUUCUUGUUUGAUGGCCGCCGAAUCAACGAUGAAGACACCCCCAAGACUCUUGGCAUGGAGGAUGACGAUGUAAUCGAAGUCUACCAGGAACAGGUCGGCGGAAACUAA
Molecule: messenger RNA, 532 nt
Organism: Bursaphelenchus xylophilus (pine wood nematode)
Lineage: Eukaryota; Metazoa; Nematoda; Chromadorea; Rhabditida; Aphelenchoididae
Source: the annotation of a GenBank genome assembly